AUGGCAAUAGAUGGUGUGAAGUGGGUUGAUAUUUCUUAUGCCUAUCUGCUGAAAGAAAAUCUUCCGCUUAUUCAACCAUUCAAUUAAAAAUGAAUUUUAGUUAUUAUUAAUAGUAAAGUAUUUUUUAUAUAUGAUUAUAUGAUGGGGAGUUAGAAAAGUAGGUGAAAAUUAUAGCACGAAAGCCAGAAAAGCACGCUUACUAUUAAAACCAUUGAUAAAAGGAGUAACAUUUGGAAGUACUGAAUUAUAUACAAUGUAUAGUUUGUUGAGGUUUAGAAGAGCUCGCCAAUUCUGCACUUAUUUCUUUCUAAUGCAGAUUGGAGGAGUAAUGAAACUUUUAAGACUUGCAGAAUAG
This is a messenger RNA of Blepharisma stoltei, 355 nucleotides long. The record is from the annotation of a GenBank genome assembly. Lineage: Eukaryota; Ciliophora; Heterotrichea; Heterotrichida; Blepharismidae.